UGGGGUGAAUUAGGUCCGGCCCAAAUUUAAGAAUAUGCAUAUAGAGCAACCUUAUGCAAAUUUGAGUAUUGCUAAUUUAAAAUUUUGCAAAUUAUUAUUUUUAGGGAAAAUAUUCUCGAUGAAAAUGCCAUGAAAUGGUCCAGAUCCUCUUGAUAGUUUGCAUUGUAACUUAGCAUAUAUGGCCAGACAUGACUUGGUUUGCUUUGUGACACUGUGGUCUAUAUUUAUUGUGAUAUCAGUACUUUUAAGGUUGUGCAAGCUUCAUCAAUUCUGUCAUUUUGCUAAGCUUUACAAGUCAUUUUUUCAGCUGUAGGGGGAAAACAUUUGAUGCACAAGAAUUGAACUUGUGAAACUAGGAGCUAUUUUGGGGUGCAUUAAAGCUAAAAAGGGCAUUAUCUAGCUUUCUUGAGGUUGUAGCUAGAUCUGCAUAGCUUUCAUAAGAGUUCGACAUCUAAUACUCUAGUUCAUGCAGCCAGGGUAGGUCCUGCAGAGAAUGGUGCUUUCUUUUAGCAUGCUGAAAGUAUGCCUCUUGAUGGAGUGCAUUUUGCGUCUCAACGGAACCCUGCACCAAUGUCAAAUGCAUUUAUUUCCUCAAGCCACAGUGUUGAAGUGUCAUAUUAUCAGCCAGAUGCUGCAGGCCCAUCUCAUGAUCCUUUUCUGCAUUCAUCAACAGUGGGAACCUUUUGUGCAGUUCCAGAAAAUCAUGCACAUGCUUCGUCUUCCAAUUAUGACAGACAGACGAUUAAUGGCGUUGAGGGUGACCUUUUUGAUCUUACAAUGGGCAAUGGAAGGGGGCCCCACAAGCGAAAAAGCCCUGGAGUCCCCUCUUCAUGUGAAGGGGGCAGUACAAGCAGGUAUUAUGGUGCUGGAAGUUCAUCGGAUCCCUCUGUGCCUUCCGAGUUGCGGCUGGAGAAACCAAAUUUAGAUCCUCAAUAUAUGGUCUGGGAAUGCAUUACUAUGACCCCUGGCCAUCGAGGCAAUCUCUCAAUUGGGCCUGAGAGUUCUAUCAGGAAUGUUAGAAGCAGGCCUGCACUUGAUCUAGAAAUCAACCUGUCUAGGACCCAUUUAUCUAACAAUUCUUCCCAUAAUUCCUAUCAUGCAGGUCACCCUUUUGACCAUUCCAGCUCAGUGGAUUUCUCAAGUCAAAGUUCUAGCGCUAUGACACAUAACUGGAGCCAUACCAGAACAUCUACUGCUUCUGGAAGGAUGCUAGUUUCGGAUGCUAAUGGUUAUACUCAUGAGACAAACCACUUCCUUGUUGGAAGCAGCAUACCUAAUGCUUCUGCAGAUGUUAGGGGAUAUCACCAUGAUUUCAUUUCAAGUAGAAACCCUGUUGUUCCUCAAAGUUUCCAUAGUGCCUCAGCACAUUCUGCCAGAGGCAUUCGCAGUAGCUAUUCUCAGAGACCUAGCCCAACUUUCAGGGCUUCCUCCAGCAGUUUGCGGUUGGGGCAUAUGGCACCUUCUGACGAUGGGAUGCCAUUGGUUGCCGAAAAUUUCUCAUCCAGACAACCAAGGCUAUUAUCAACUGCAGCUUGGCGUAAUAGUGAUAGGAAUGGGAGAUCAAGGAAUUCUUAUGAGAGAUACAGAUCGCUGCCCAAUGAGCCAAGUCUUCAUGAUCGAUUUUCAUCUGAGGGUUUUAUGGUUGUGGAUCGCUCAGCCUUUUAUGGAUCCAGAAAUUUGUUUGAUCAGCAUAGGGAUAUGAGGCUAGAUAUAGACAACAAGAGCUAUGAGGAACUACUUGCACUGGGUGAAAGGAUUGGGAGUGUCAGCACAGGUUUUGAUGAAGAUCUGAUAUCCAAGUGUUUGACAGAAACAGUAUAUAGUUCUUCAGGCCAAAGCGAGGAUGAAGGAACUUGUGUGAUUUGCCUGGAGGAGUACAAAGAUAUGGAUGAUGUUGGUUCGUUGAAAUUUUGUGGCCACAAUUACCAUGUGAGCUGCAUCAAGAAAUGGCUAUCAAUGAAGAACUUGUGUCCAAUCUGCAAAGCUUCCGCUGUGGCUGAUAACAUGAAGGAAUAAAUUUCAAGUACCUUGUCAACCAUUUACAUUUUUUUUUUAAUUAUCCAAAACUAUUUAUCAUUGUUGUAUAUAGUACUUGCUCAAAAGAAGAAACAGAUGAACUGAUUUUUCUAGGGAAUAUGUAAAUGAAUGCUAGUCAAUGUUAAAUCAAUUUGUUGGAGGUUCCCAUCUCAAAUUUGUGGAGCCUGAAUGCUGUUCCAA
Messenger RNA from Manihot esculenta (cassava), 2217 nucleotides. RefSeq lists its product as uncharacterized. The transcript has 5 exons. NCBI's taxonomy places the organism in Eukaryota, Viridiplantae, Streptophyta, Magnoliopsida, Malpighiales, Euphorbiaceae. The coding region runs from base 523 to 2016 and encodes 497 amino acids. Gene Ontology annotation, molecular function: ubiquitin protein ligase activity. The record is from RefSeq and is a predicted model, not a curated record.